This is a messenger RNA of Ruditapes philippinarum (Manila clam), 4065 nucleotides long. RefSeq names its product WD40 repeat-containing protein SMU1. The transcript has 13 exons. NCBI's taxonomy places the organism in Eukaryota, Metazoa, Mollusca, Bivalvia, Venerida, Veneridae. The coding region runs from base 23 to 1564 and encodes 513 amino acids. Gene Ontology annotation, biological process: mRNA splicing, via spliceosome. Gene Ontology annotation, molecular function: protein binding. Gene Ontology annotation, cellular component: precatalytic spliceosome. The record is from RefSeq and is a predicted model, not a curated record.
UUCCAAAACAAUAACAACAAAGAUGGCGGUGGAAAUCGAGUCGGCCGAUGUUGUGCGUUUGAUUGAACAGUACCUGAAAGAAAACAAUCUUCUAAAAACACUUACAGUGUUACAGGAAGAAAGUGGUAUAUCUCUCAACACAGUAGACUCUGUAGAUGGAUUUAUCUCAGAUAUUACCAGUGGUCACUGGGACACUGUUCUUCAGGCCAUUCAAUCACUCAAACUGCCAGACCAGAAACUAAUUGAUCUUUAUGAGCAGAUUGUGUUAGAGUUGAUAGAGCUUCGGGAACUGGGAGCGGCCAGGUCACUUUUACGUCAGACAGAUCCAAUGAUUAUGUUAAAACACAACCAGGCUGAUAGAUAUAUACAUUUAGAGAACAUGCUUGCCAGGUCCUACUUUGACCCCAGAGAGGCCUACCCUGAAGGACAGACAAAGGAGAAAAGACGAACAGCUAUAGCUCUUGCCCUGUCAGGAGAGGUAAAUGUUGUACCACCUUCCCGUUUGUUGGCCUUGCUAGGUCAGGCACUAAAGUGGCAACAACAUCAAGGUCUCUUACCCCCAGGAACAACUAUUGAUGUGUUCCGAGGAAAGGCAGCGGUCAAAGAACAAGAAGAAGAAAAAUACCCUACACAGCUUAACAAAACUAUUAAGUUUGGUCAGAAAGCUCACAUUGAGUGCGCCAAGUUCUCACCAGACGGUCAGUAUCUGGUUACUGGCUCAGUUGAUGGGUUCGUAGAGGUGUGGAAUUUUACCACGGGAAAAAUUAGAAAAGAUUUACGGUACCAGGCACAGGAUAAUUUUAUGAUGAUGGACGAUGCUGUAUUAUGUAUGUGUUUUAGCCGAGAUUCUGAAAUGUUAGCGACCGGGGACCAAGGCGGUAAAAUUAAGGUUUGGAAGAUAUUGACUGGACAGUGUCUACGCAAGUUUGAAAGAGCUCAUGCUAAAGGAGUUACAUGUGCAAAUUUCUCUAAAGAUAAUGGCCAACUUCUGAGUGCCUCAUUUGACCAAACUAUCAGAGUGCAUGGCCUAAAGUCAGGAAAAACUUUAAAAGAGUUCACAGGUCAUGGGUCUUUUGUAAAUGACGCUGUGUUCACACAAGAUGCACACCAUGUGAUCAGUGCCAGUUCAGAUGGAACUAUAAAAGUAUGGAAUUUCAAAACACAAGAAUGCCAGUCAACAUUUAAAUCAUUUGGUGGUCAGGCUGGCACAGAUAUUACAGUGAACAGUAUACACCCACUACCUAGAAAUGCUGAACAAUUUGUGGUGUGUAACCGUAGUAACACGGUGGUUAUCAUCAAUAUGCAGGGCCAGAUUGUAAGAAGUUUCUCAAGUGGUAAGAGAGAAGGUGGAGAUUUUAUAUGUUGUACAAUAUCACCGCGUGGAGAGUGGAUCUAUUGUGUGGGAGAAGAUAUGGUUUUAUAUUGCUUCAGUAUUUCUACUGGUAAACUGGAGAGAACUCUCACUGUUCACGAGAAAGAUGUUAUAGGUAUAAGCCAUCAUCCACAUCAAAAUCUCCUGGCUACAUACAGUGAGGAUGGUUUACUGAAACUCUGGAAGCCCUGAUUUAUGUAUCUGAUCCUCACAUGUACAUCACAAGACAUUCAUAGACUUUUUCAUUUCUUAUAAACGUUCACGUUGAUCAUGUAAAAUAGCAGCAACAGUUGUCUGUGUCAAUUUUUAACCAGGUUUUCCGAAGUUAACCAGGUUUUCCGAAGGAAAAAACUGGUUAUUAGAUUGAGGUAUGUCGGCGGGCGGGCGGGCGGGCGGGCGUAAACAAUUUCUUCUGUGCGCAACUCCUCCUACAUUUCUCAACGGAUUUUGACCAAACUUUCACAGAAGCUUUGUCAUCAAGUGCCCUGGCGCAUAUUGUCGGGGUUUUGCGAUAAGAUAAUAUUUGACCUAAUUAUGGCCCUUUGUUUUUUUUUUCCUUAUAUAAAAUAUAUAGUGAACAAUUUCUUCUGUGCGCAACUCCUCCUACAUUUCUCAACGGAUUUUGACCAAACUUUCUCAGAAGCUUUGUCAUCAAGUGCCCUGACACAUAUUGCCAGGGUUUUGCAAUUGGUAUAUAUUUGACCUAAUUAUGGCCCUUUGUUUUUUUUCCUUAUAUAGAAUAUAUAGUGAACAAUUUCUUCUGUGCGCAACUCCUCCUACAUUUCUCAACGGAUUUUGACCAAAACUUUCUUAGAAGCUUUGUUAUCAAGUGCCUGGCACAUAUUGUCGGGGUUUUGUGAUUGGAUAAUAUUUGACCGAAUUAUGGCCCUUUGUAUAUUUUUUCCUUAUACAGAAUAUAUAGAGAACAAUUUCUUCUGUGCUCAACUCCUCCUACAUUUCUCAACGGAUUUUGACCAAACUUUCUUAGAAGCUUUGUUUUCAAGUGCCUGGCACAUAUUGUCGGGGUUUUGUGAUUGGAUAAUAUUUGACCGAAUUAUGGCCCUUUGUAUAUUUUUUCCUUAUACAGAAUAUAUAGUGAACAAUUUCUACAGUGCGCAACUUCUCCUACAUUUCUCAAUGGAUUUUGACCAAACUUUCACAAAAGCUUUGUCAUCAAGUGCCCUGGCGCUCACUAAAUUCCCAUGUUUCUUCCAAGACAUCAUUCAAGUAUUUUUUUAAAAUUGUGAACAUACUUUUCUUGAUAUCGCACAAAACACCACACGCCAAUAUUGUUGACAAAAGAAAAUGACAAGAGACGCAAAAAUGCAAAAAUUAAGCAAAAAUAAAGUACUGUUUACCUUUCUAAAACAUUUGGGAAAAAAAGGCGAAUAGACAACAUAAAAUUUCUCAAUCAUUUUUGUUUGAGGAAUAUUAAAAAAGCCAUAAUUUCUCCUAAAAGUUCAAUUAAAAACAAAUGCCCCUUCAUGACAAAGCUUCUGUGAAAUAUUUUGCUGAAAACCUGGUUGCAUCGCAUUGCGAUGUUCCUUGUUACUUUUUAUUUUGCUUCCAGAAAAUAUUUCAGUGGAGUACAUGUAUAUAGUUACAUGUGUGUUCUUUCCUUUAAGUCCUUUGAUCACAUGUGCUUACUCUAUGUAAGUUAAGAGUCAUAAGAAAGAUUUAAUGAUCAUUUAUUGACUAAUAUCUUGGAUUUUUUGAAGUGUGUUGAUCUGUAACUCUUUGAAUUUGUCUCAGAGGCGAUUCAGUCAAUGUUACUGAUGCAAAUAACAGAUAUUUUUUUUAACUUUUCCAAAUAAAAAGGCCAUAGUUAUCACUUUUUUAUACCAACAUCAGGGAGUCUUACAUGGGUCUUACAGAUAUUUUUGUGCAACUUUAGAGAUUUCAGUGACAAGUGGUGUAAAACUUGCUUCACUUAACACAGUCUAUAGUGACCUACUUUUAGAAGACUUAUUUUUAGCUCGACUAUUUGAAGAAUAGGGAGAGGUACUGUACUUGUCCUGACGUCACCUUCACAGUUUGGUAUCUCCAAAACAAUUGAAGGGAAUGGGUUGAAACAUCACACAUUUGCUCUCUCUCUCUCUGUGAUUAUAUAACAUGUAUCUACACAGGUCCUGUAAGUCUGAGUUAAAAGUUACACUUUUUACAGAGUUAUGCCCCAUUUCGUACUGUCAAUCACUAAGAAUAGCACUGUCCUAAGGACAGCUGUUGUUUAAGCCAUUCUACAGCAUAAAGAGAAUAGUACAGCUUCAUAUUGAGUAUACAUGUAUGGAGAAAACAACUAAUUUUGUUGCAAAACAUUGUAGUCGGAUUUAUGUUUAUAUGCAAAUACUGUGACUUGGGGAAAUUUAUGUUGAUGAAAUACUUUUUGAUUAAAAAAAAUGAACUACAAAUGUAUUUUUAUCUGUAACAAUAGGUUUAGCUUGUUGUACUGAUAUAAACUUAUAUUCUCGAACUGUUAAUGAUCGUUUAAUCAUUGCUAAGCCAUAAUUACAAAUUUAUAACACUUCUAAAAUGCUUACUUUGGUUAAAAUUGAAUACAAAAUAUAUUGUCCACUUCAGCCAUGUAUAUAACUGAUAUAAACAUCAUGACUAUCCAAUGAAAAUCAUGUUUACAAAUGUGCAUUGUAAUAAAUCUUUUAAUAUGUCAUUACGGUCAUUAAAGUGUUCAUAAAUUA